AUGGGUGAUUUCAAAGCCCGCAUCAAGGCCAAGCUCCUGCGAAGACACAGCGCGACUCCUACGCUGGGUUCGAGCAAGCCGAGUCUUGGCCAGGAUAGGGCUUCCAGCAGCACACGUACGCGAACUUCCACUACGGGCUAUGCGGCUUCGUUGAGUACGGCUGCUACCAACGACGAUAGACCGAGUAAUAGUUCUAUUCGUUCUAACGAUAGUCCACCGAAGAGGAUAGGAAAUGGGUUUGGUGUUGAUGUUGAUGUUGGUGUUUUAGUCCCAGUGUCAGUCCCGGCCCCAAUCACAGCUCCGGUUCCAAUUCCGAGUCAAGUCCCAGCCCAAACCCAAGACCAAGACCGAAACCAAGACCGAGGCCGAGAUCAAAAUCGGGAUGAAGCUGAGACGGUUCCACCAGAGCUAGAGAAGCAACUAAACCUAGUCGACAACUCUAAUAUGAAUAACACUCAUAAAGCUCUCAAAACUGUGGCUGUGGAUGUAGAUGUGGAUGUGGAUGUGGAUGUAGAUGUGGAUAUGGGUGUGAGUGCGAAUGCGCAUGAGGAUUUGAGUGUUAAUGUUAACAACUCGAACAACCUGACCCCAUCUUCUUCUAUCACAUCUAAGACUGGCAAGGAUCUGCAAAUUUCUACAAUCGAUUCAGCGCCAGCGCCAGCGCCAGCGCCUACGCCUACGCCUAUUCCCACUGUCACUACGCCCAUCUUAAGCCUUGAUCUAAAUAAUACAAUCUCGGCUGCCGCCACACCAUUACCGCUGCCGAGUAUCAAUGAACACCCUGCCGCCGCCUCCCUUCUGCAACUUAAGCCACGCAUCAUAGACCAAAAUUAUCAUCAACAUCGUCAUCAUCAAAAACCCCAACUUCAACAUCGCGAUAAUAACAACGACAAUAAUAAAAAUAACGACGACGAAAACAAUACUACCGACAACAACACAACCGAUUAUCUUCGUCUACCUAUAUCUUCCAGCCGUGCUCUAUCUCCUUCAAUACCCGUGUCUCGACCAACAGGGCCGCCAAGACGACAGAGCAUUCUCCCGAACCUCCAAACUACCUUGAUCAAGACUCUCCUCCACACAGGCAACACAGGCAACACAGGCAACAUAGGCUAUGCCAGCAGCGAAGUAGGCCAAGGCGAAGUCGAUCAACUUCUACCCAUUAGCGGAAAUAUGGUUACCAGAAAAGUAUGGGUUAAAAGGCCGCUGGCCUCUCCUACAUUGAUCACUAUAAAUGAGGAGGAUUUAGUUGACGAUGUUCGCGAUAUGAUCUUGCGAAAAUAUGCAAACUCCCUAGGGCGCCAAUACGACUCCCCGGACCUAACGCUUCGUAUAUGUGACAGGGAACAACAGACGAGUAGAACUCUACAACCAGACGAGCCCAUGGGUAGGACCCUUGAUGCCUACUAUCCCGGUGGCCAGUCCGUCGACGACGCCCUCUUAAUCGAUAUACCAAGCCGUCGAACGCCUAAAGCAUCUCCGAAUCCUAGAUACUUCGCCGACGACCGGCCUCACGAAUCCGCAACCGAUUAUUUCCCACCUUAUCCUCCUGCAGCUCAACACCCGAAUAACGCCUCGACAACAGUCCUCAACGGAGCCCAUCAACUUCACUUUCCUCCCUCUUUAACCGUUAUUAAUGGAGGCCAACUGCCGCCGUUGCCGUCUCCCGGCGGGACGAGACGACUCGGAGCUUCAAGACCUAAAAUUCAAAGGAUGCACACUCCAUCACCGGUUUCUACGGUUACGAGCGGUCUUGCUUCGCAACCCGCAGCGCCGCCUAUCGGUAUACACAAUUACCCUAGACAACCGCGCUCAAGGACUCAUUCAGGUGCAUCUUCAGAACAAUCCAGUCACCCGCCUGUCCCUCCCGCGAUCUCGACUCCACCAAUUCCAGAACGCACCGCUACUCCGCCUCCGCCUCCGCGCGUCUCCUCGCCGCGACUCGUUAACCGGCCCAAGAAGAAGAAACCUAUCGAACACCCCUUACUACCACCGGGCAUGCUGAAUGGCGGCGUCCCUCCCAUCAACGUCCUCAUUGUCGAAGACAAUAUCAUCAAUCUAAAGCUGCUAGAAGCCUUCGUUAAGCGAUUAAAAGUCAGGUGGCAGACAGCCAUGAACGGUAGAGAGGCAGUGAAUAAGUGGCGCGCCGGCGGGUUUCAUUUGGUUCUGAUGGAUAUCCAAUUACCCGUCAUGAGCGGUCUCGAGGCCACCCGUGAGAUUAGGAGGAUAGAGAAAGUCAACUCAAUCGGCGUGUUCUCCUCGUCCGCCAGCAGCCCCCCGGACGAGAUCAAGGCAGAACCUGCGGAGGAAGAUAAGCUCGUCAACACGGAGAUGUUUAAAAGUCCCGUCAUCAUCGUCGCUCUCACGGCUAGCUCCUUACAGAGCGAUAGGCACGAGGCCUUGGCUGCCGGUUGCAACGAUUUCCUAACCAAGCCCGUCAACUUUGUCUGGCUCGAGCGGAAGGUGAUGGAAUGGGGUUGCAUGCAGGCUCUAAUCGACUUUGACGGCUGGAGGAAGUGGAAAGACUUCUCGCAGAAGGCCGUGGAGGACGACUCCAAGAAGGCGGCGGCUGCUAAGAACGCCAAGGCCCCUAAGAAGAACCGGUUGUCCAUGACGGCCGCCGCUUGA
Messenger RNA from Daldinia decipiens, 2625 nucleotides. RefSeq lists its product as uncharacterized. Gene Ontology annotation, molecular function: protein kinase activator activity; phosphorelay response regulator activity. The record is from RefSeq and is a predicted model, not a curated record. Lineage: Eukaryota; Fungi; Ascomycota; Sordariomycetes; Xylariales; Hypoxylaceae. Gene Ontology annotation, cellular component: Mcs4 RR-MAPKKK complex. The transcript has 2 exons. Bases 1 to 2625 code for a protein of 874 amino acids. Gene Ontology annotation, biological process: osmosensory signaling via phosphorelay pathway.